CCCAGCUGAAGAUAAAUGCCCCUGGCUUCCGCGACACAUGGAGCCAAAACACUUUUCGUUCUGGCUGUAUUGUGUGGUCUGGUGUCCAGACAGACAGAUCCAUAGUUUGAAGCGAGUUCUUUGCUCCUUUAUACAGAUAUCAUGGACCACUUCUCAGCCUUCUCCGAUGCCCCCCAGCUAGCAUCUGGGGUUAGUGUACCCCAGGAUUAUGAAUUAUACCCUUGCGAGUAUGAGGUCUAUACGGACCCCACGAUGAGCCAACAUCCUUCAGGCUUCCCACCUCAUCUCACGCCAGACACCAUGUCCAUGAAAGGCCUCUAUCCCACAUCCGAUAUGUCCUGGACGAGCACGGUAGAGGAUCUUGAGGCAGUCACCCCGGGGUUUUCAUCCCCCUGGGGCAGCGAGCUCGCAUCUCCCCCGGCGCUGGAGAGUCCGAAGUGUGGCACCUCCAACUGGAUGAACAUGGGAUGUUAUAUGUCCCCUCCUUACGCCUGUGACGAUGUCGUGAUUCCGUCGUCCGCCUAUGAGCCGUGUGCUUCACCCGCGGUUGUUGAUUACCUCGUGACGCCCUCUCAAAUAUACCCUGAACCCGAGCCCAUCGUGAAGGUUGAGCCCGAACUAGCCAUCCCCAACACACAUGCCUCCUUUGCGUAUCAAGGGAUCUUCUCGCCCGGCGAUACCGAAUUCAUAGACGGGACGUCUGGCUGUGGCCAGUCGAUCGAGCAAGAGGAGCAUGUCGCUUGUGACUCGCCGAAAAUCCAAGCCAAGCCACGAAAACCCGCCCAAACCGGCCGUGGUCGCAUCGGCAAACGACCUCGGAAGCCAUCCACCAGACCGAAACCUACUUCGACCGCUCGUGCUGGCUCGAAACUUGGCGCAAAGAAGAGUACUCCAGCCCCCAGCCGAGUCUAUACCUGCAGCUUUUCGCACUACGGCUGCCCCAGCACAUUUGUCUCCAAGAACGAGUGGAAACGCCAUGUGAUCUCCCAGCACAUUCAACCCGGAUUCUUUCGAUGCGACGUGGGGCGCUGCAGUCUGGACAAUCUCAGCAAAGAGAGGAACCUCCACCCAUCACCCGACGUUCUUGCCUACAACGAAUCUCACCUGGUCAACGACUUCAACCGCAAAGAUCUCUUCACUCAGCACCAACGUCGCAUGCACGCUCCUUGGGUGUGUCGAAAUCGGAAGACCCCCGAGACGGAGGAAGAGCGAGAGGCGUUCGAGCAGAGUCUGGAGGCUGUGCGGGUUCGAUGCUGGCAUGAACAGCGUCAGCCGCCUCUUCACAGCCAAUGCGGUUUUUGUGGACAGAAUUUUGUUGGCGCACAGAGCUGGAAUGACCGGAUGGAGCAUGUUGGUCGCCACUACGAGGCGGGCGACCCUGAGAACGAGGCGGAAGAUCUGUUGUUACGGCAAUGGGCGAUGCAGGAGGGGAUCAUCCGGCAAAUGGAUGGAGAGUGGAAGUUGGCCAUUUUCUGUGACAAAUGACCGUGAUCCUUUUCGUUCUCUCCUUUCUUUCACCACCUUAUUGACUAUUCUGUUUUAAUCCCCCUUCUCCCUUUCUCUUUCUGUCUCUAUCGCUUACUUGACGACUUACGACCGAUAUCCUGUACUUCAUAUUCGGACUUAGAGGAGCACACUGUGUUUGUUUUAUUGUCUGUGUCAUCACACUUUAUACCCAUACCCAUACCCAUGCUUGGAGCAAGAGAACAUAAACUAGCUUAUCAAUGAAGAAC
Messenger RNA from Aspergillus homomorphus CBS 101889, 1733 nucleotides. Its product is annotated as putative C2H2 finger domain protein. The coding region runs from base 142 to 1485 and encodes 447 amino acids. Gene Ontology annotation, molecular function: DNA-binding transcription factor activity. The record is from RefSeq and is a predicted model, not a curated record. The transcript has a single exon. Lineage: Eukaryota; Fungi; Ascomycota; Eurotiomycetes; Eurotiales; Aspergillaceae.